CAAACAUAUUCACCAACAUGCCUACCUCAAUUAAACAGAAACCUGAUUUAUUAGAUCUUGAUGCUUUUUAUCAAAGUUAUGUAGAUACUUUUGGUAUUGUAGUCUACGGAGAAGAAUUAAACAAAGCCAAAUCUAUACCAGCCCAAUUCAAACUUACUACUUGUAUUACUAAAACUCUUUGCAACUACAAAGCUACCCAUUUUUUUCCAGCUCCUACAUCUACUGCUACCAUUAAAUGCCUUUGUGGCAACUUUCAUACACAAUUUAUCUCUUCAUCAAACAAACAAUAUAUUUUAUCUGCCUCAGCUAGUCCUACCACUUUCAACAAUCAA
Racocetra persica is the source of this 332-nucleotide messenger RNA. NCBI's taxonomy places the organism in Eukaryota, Fungi, Glomeromycota, Glomeromycetes, Diversisporales, Gigasporaceae. The record is from the annotation of a GenBank genome assembly.